CGAAAGUGAUUAGAUUGCACUCGACGUUUUUAAAUGCGCAACAAAGUAUCACUGCUCGUUUAUGCGAAGUGGUCCGCGAGAAUUUUUUAUAGAGAAAUAAUAUCAGCUGAGGCAAAGACCAUGCCUUCCAUUUGGACGCUUUGUCUAUGUAUCAUGGCUGCCAAUAUGAAACAAGUGAUGAUGUUUUCAGGUGAAUAUUCAAAUGUGAAUGGAAUUCAACGAUACGUAUGCUACAAUGCAAUUUUAUCAAACCUCGAAGCAUGUUUUAAUUGUGAAAAUUAUUACUCCGGUUGUAACAAAAACGAUAUUUAUUUUAUGAAUUCGUCUUUUCCUAUUCUUUCACCUGGUAUCCACCGUAUCUAUGAAAGUAUUACCUCAUUGACUAUGAAGCACUCAAAUAUAUCUGUCAUAUUACCAGGAUUUCUUAAUAACUUUCCUGAAUUAAAAAUGCUGGAUUUUGCGAAUAACAACAUAAGUUAUCUGACUGCUGGAAUUUUUAAUUCACUAUCGGAACUAAAAAUACUUGAUAUGUCUUCAAACAUUAUUCGAAAUAUAAGCGACCAAACAUUUUUUGGCCUUAAUAAUUUGAGGUCCCUGGAUUUAAGCAACAACCACAUAACAUCGCUGAUCUCUAUUUUCUACGACCAUCAAGCGAAUUUAGAAUCUCAAAACUCACUUUUUUUUGUAAUGCCGAACAUUGAAGUCGUCGAUGUGAGCCACAACGAAUUAAGCGAGCUCGCAUCACCCGGACCAACAGUAUUGCAUCUAGAUUUGAGUUACAACAACAUAACUACGAUACCUGUCUCGGUAUUUUCAAACGCCCGCUCACUCAAAAUCUUAUGUUUGCAUCAUAACUACAUCCAGCACUUGCCGAGAAAUGUUUUCAAAAAUUUAUCAUCGUUGGAAAGUUUAGACAUCUCCUUCAACAAUUUGAAUGAGACGCAAUACGGUCAAUUGGACCAUUUAGAGCAGCUGAAAUAUCUCAAUCUUUCAAAUAAUCACCUUAAUCUUGAAUUUCAUAAACUGAUAUCCUUGAUCCACCUUGAAGAGUUGCAGUUGGCCAACAACACUUUUAGCAACUUCGAGCCCGUUUCCUUAUUAAAUCAUUUCCCUAAACUACAAGUAAUUUCGCUAUAUAAUCAUUUUUGGGACUGCAAAAAAUUGGCUACGACUAAUAGCUACUUUAGAAGUAAAAAUGUAAUGGUUGUGCCUGGUACAGAUUAUAGCGAUGAAUACCAUAACAUCAUCGGAAUUCCCUGCCAUGACUACAGUACUUUUGAAGACAAAAUUGAUACUUUGCCAUACAAUUCCAGUACUCUGGAAAUAUUGUACAGAGAUAUUGGCGGGUAUUUGAGAAGAAAUAAUUUGUAUUUGGGAGAUAUAAGUGCGAAAAUAGAUAAGAUACAAAGUAACCACGUCAACGACAUGUCCGAAUCUAUCGAAAAAUUACUCUUGGAAAUCAAGCAAACGGGAAGUACCGAUAAUUCCAGCCAGACGAACAUUUACACACUUCUGCAACAUGAGAUGGAGCUUAGUUUGCAGAAAUCCCAAAAUCGUUUGUUGGGUCAGAGGCUAGAGCACCUGGAAAACACAUUAAAAAGUUAUUUUUCUAAUUAUAGUUCAGCUUACAAUGAGAAACUUACCUCAUUCGAAAAUAAAAGUUCACAUUCGGAGUCUGUACUUGUUGAUAUUCUGUUAUUCCUAAUUUUGUCUAUACUCUUAGUGUUUUGCUAUUUGUAUUUUAAAAACACUUUCGGGACACCCAAACGAGACGAGGUGGAAUUGGUGUAAAUAAUUAACAGUUAAAAAUAA
This is a messenger RNA of Cylas formicarius (sweet potato weevil), 1812 nucleotides long. RefSeq names its product chaoptin-like. The coding region runs from base 34 to 1791 and encodes 585 amino acids. Gene Ontology annotation, cellular component: extracellular matrix. NCBI's taxonomy places the organism in Eukaryota, Metazoa, Arthropoda, Insecta, Coleoptera, Brentidae. Gene Ontology annotation, molecular function: protein binding. The transcript is spliced from 2 exons. The record is from RefSeq and is a predicted model, not a curated record.